Molecule: messenger RNA, 2464 nt
Organism: Dendrobium catenatum
Lineage: Eukaryota; Viridiplantae; Streptophyta; Magnoliopsida; Asparagales; Orchidaceae
Product: probable receptor-like protein kinase At1g49730
Exons: 9
Coding region: 196-2208 (670 amino acids)
Biological process (GO): protein phosphorylation
Molecular function (GO): protein kinase activity; ATP binding
Source: RefSeq, a predicted model, not a curated record
AAUAAUUUGCCCUGAAUGCGGCUACUGGCUAGUGGCUCGGUGCACUGCCUGCCCGCAAGUAGCUAGCAAGUAGAAAGUAGCAAGAAAUCGAAAGUAGGCGGAAACACUGAGACAAGAAUUCUCUCUCUCUCUCUCUCUCACACACACACUCGCAUUCUUUCUCGCUUCCUGCCCCCGCCUAUCGGCUCUGCUCUCAUGUUGUCUCUGUUUAUUGUCUUGUUGUUUUUGGUCGUUCUUCAGGAAGUUGGAGGCCUGGUUGCGAUAGCUGGUGAUUGUCCUCUGGAUUUUAGCUGGGCAAAUUUUACCUUGGCAACUUCUGCUUGUUCAGAUCCAAAUGCGAGGGGACAAUGCUGCCGUUACAUUAAUGCCUUUGUUACAAUUUCCAUUGCACAUUAUGCUAAUGAAACGGGCAAGCUAGGGGUUCCAUCAGCAUUCUCUGAGAUUUGCCUUACUUCUGUUUCUGAGACAUUUGGUUUGCAUGGAAUUCCGCAUCGUGCUACAGUUUUCUGUGGCCUGGGCCCGAAGAUUCAAGUUUCUUAUCAGUGCAGUGGAAGAGGAACUGUGUUGGAGAUGAUGCAGUCUCCUGACUUCGGUGAUGUCAUUGUUAACUGUGAGAUGCCGCUCACAUUAGAAAAUAAUUGCAGGAGGUGUUUAAACUCUGGCAUUUUAUAUCUUCACCGUCUUUUAGGCCCAGACAAUAAUGUUGCAUUGAGUAUGUGUCGUGAUGCAGUUUUUGUUGUCCUAGUGACCCAAGGUGGCAGGGUGUCUGCUUUUGACAUGGCCAGCUGCUUUUUUGGUUUACAAAGGCUGAGAAACCUCCCGGGAUUAUCUUCUCAAGUGCCACGGCCUAAUUCUCCUCCAAGUCCGCCAUCUUUCCAAAGCACUGUUCAGAACAUAACCAAUGUAACAGACACGCCUCUCAAGAAACAUCAGCACUCAUACCUGCUAACACUAAUUCCAGCAGUUGGGGUUGUGAUUAUAACAAUAGCAGUUCUCUUACUGCUAAUUCUGUUAAUACUUAUUCACAAGAAAAGGAGGGAAUUAAAGUGUUCAGAUGACCACCUUGAGAAAUCACGGAGUUCUUCACCGAUACCAACCGUCCAUAAAUGUCAAGAUGGCCCAUCUCUCAUGUUCCAACGGUUUAGCUACAAAGAGACAAUGAAGGCAACAGAUAAUUUGAGCACCAUCAUAGGAAAAGGUGGUUUUGGAACCGUCUACAAAGCCCAGUUCAGUGAUGGGACCAUAGGUGCUGUGAAGCGGAUGAACAAAAUAUCCAAGCAAGGUGAGGUGGAGUUUUGCCGAGAAAUGGAACUUCUUGCUCGGUUGCAUCAUCGCCAUCUUGUUGCUCUCAGAGGCUUUUGCAUAGAUAGAAAUGAGAGGUUUCUCGUGUAUGAAUACAUGGAAAACGGAUGCUUGAAGGAUCAUCUUCAUGCUCCAAGGAAAGCUUCUUUAAGUUGGCCUGCUAGAUUACAAAUUGCUGUCGAUGUUGCCAAUGCAUUGGAGUACCUCCAUUUCUAUUGCAAUCCUCCUCUUUGUCACCGAGACAUAAAGUCAAGCAAUAUUCUUUUGGAUGGAAAUUUUGUGGCAAAGGUUGCAGAUUUUGGUCUUGCACAUGCUUCAAGAAAUGGAACGAUUAGUUUUGAACCAGUGAACACUGAUAUUCGUGGAACUCCUGGUUACAUGGAUCCAGAGUAUGUGAUCACUCAAGAGCUAACUGAGAAGAGUGACAUCUACAGCUACGGUGUGCUGUUACUGGAGCUUGUGACAGGGAGGAGAGCAAUACAAGAUGGCAAAAACAUCAUUGAUUGGUCUCAGAAGUUUCUGUCCUCAGAUGCCAGACUGCAUGAACUAGUGGACCCAGCCAUUGCCAUUGCAUUCGAUUUUGAGCAGCUUCAAGUAGUGAUUGAAAUCAUCCAAUGGUGCACCCGUCGAGAAGGGCGGGCAAGGCCAUCAAUCAAGCAGGUGCUGAGAAUGCUCAUGGAGUGCCUGGACCCUGUUCAAGAUGGCUAUUCUGGAGCCAUGGAACAUGCAGGAGGAAUUGAAAGAAUGGCUGGCAAAACAAGAACUCAAAGAAAUGAACUCAUAGCUCAGAGUGGCGAUGCUAGGUGUCUAAUGUCUUCUUCAAGUACGUCAAGAUCCUAUUGCAGCCGCAGCAUCUUACUGGAGACUGGAUUACCGCAAUCUCCUCCAAACACUUUCUUUGCCUGAGGUAUUGGUUUUGGUUUGGUUUUGCGUCAUCACUUUUAUUUAUUUCCUAUUCAGACUUUGAUUUUUGUUAAAAGUUUUGUCCUUCUUAAGAGUUCCAAUAUUUCUAUUGUACAGACACAUAAGUUAUAUCUAUAGGAAAAUUUAAGGCAAGUUUUGGUGAAGUUCAAGGCAAUUUUGUUUGAAUUAAUGAAUAGUGUAUUAUUUGGAAUGAUUUUGAACUGUUUUGCUGAGGAUCUAUUUGUAUAACUUUGAGAUC